Molecule: messenger RNA, 6220 nt
Organism: Hipposideros armiger (great roundleaf bat)
Lineage: Eukaryota; Metazoa; Chordata; Mammalia; Chiroptera; Hipposideridae
Gene: ITPRIP
Product: inositol 1,4,5-trisphosphate receptor interacting protein
Exons: 2
Coding region: 1539-3197 (552 amino acids)
Cellular component (GO): membrane
Molecular function (GO): protein kinase inhibitor activity
Source: RefSeq, a predicted model, not a curated record
UUGAGUUGGCUCAGAAACUAACCUGGGUUAGGAGUUGCCAAGGACUAUUACCGUGACUUGUCAGGGUCUACUGUGGCCAAAGGUGGCUGCCUAUAGUACAGAGACCCUGAAGGGCCUCAAACCCCCAAAUAAUCUCCUAACUGACUGCUGCCUGAUACUCUAUUAGAACUCCUUUAUCUUAAAACUCGGAUCCAUGUUAAUCAGCCAGCCUCCUGGCUGGGGCCUGGACCCCCCCUAGCAAAACUUUCCAUUGAUGUUUCUCUAAUACAGAAACCAGGGCUGACCUGUUUCUGCAAUUACCUAACAAGCUGCUCCUUGUCUGGGGGAAGAAAACCUGGCUAGCUGCCCCCUUAGUUUUUCGUCACCCCACCCCCUUCCAGUCUGACUUUCUCCUGUCAUCCACUUCCUCAGGAAACACGUAAGCGCUUCACACAGUUCACCUCUGAGGCCUGACCGUGUCUGCACGCUGAAUUCUGCUCCCACUAGACCUCCAUCCCACCAACCCGUUCGGUACCUGCUGACACAUACAGCUGUGUACAGGGUGGAGUUACAUCUAGGCAGCAGGUUUUGCCCAAGUAUAGCAACUCAGGUCAUCUACAUCGUGGCACCGCCACGUAGAACCUGCAGAGGUGCCCUUACCCGGUGACAAACACCUCCUCCUUGACACCAUUAGGGUAAGAACCACAGCAUUUGGUCUUCAGGGUGCAAAUCCAAGAUCAGGGAAUGGGCUCAGGCAGAACGAAGAGGCUCCUAUCAGCAUGUGUUGGCAUGCACCAGGCGGACGGUGGGAGGAGCCCUCUGCAUUCUGUUGUCCAACAACUGAUUACAUUUGGCCACUUGCUCUCCUGGCUGAGGUCUCUGACAGGAAGGGGGCGGGGCAAGUGUGGAAAAGGCCCAUUGUUACUUCCUAAGGUUCCUGCCAGAGAGAAGAGAGGGUAUAAUGUAAGGCUUGCACUGUAAGACAAUGCUUCUCAGGCUUUAAUAUGGAUGGUAUUAAAAUGCAGAUUCUGGUUCAAUAGGUCGGGGGUGGGGCGACAUUCUGCAUUUGUAACAAACUCUCCCAGGGGGCAGUGCAGCUGCACAAUCUGAAUAGCAAUGAUUGUAAGGGGUUAGCCCUUCCCAAAAAGUCACUUGAUACAUACAAAUCCAUUUAUCCUGGAGGAUUGGAGUGUCUCCUCUCACAAGUAAGAAGUUGGGUCCAAGUUCAGAUGACUGGUUGAGAGGAAAACCAAUGACGCCGUCGCUCUGGUUGUCUCCAAGAUUGUCCUGGGAAGGACCCAGGAGAAGGGCAGAUCAGUGCCUGAAUUUGGGGUGGGUCUUCCAGAACAGAAGGAAAGGUUUACAGUGAAGGAAGGUAAAGGCUCAAAACUGCCUCAGAAACAGUUGCUGUUCAAAUAAACCAUGCUGUGCGUCAUUCGCUGUGCUGGGUAUGCAGUUUGCACGGAUCACCGCAUCCAUCAGUAUGAUGAUCCUGUGGGUACUAUGGCUUUCCUCUUACACAAUAAGGAAACUGAGGCUCAGAGAGGAAAGCUCCAGCCAUGGCACUGGGGCUCUUCCGGGUGUGUCUGGUGGUGGUGACAGCCAUCAUCAACCACCCACUGCUAUUCCCAUGGGAGAAUGCCACGGUCCCCGAGAACGAGGAGGAGAUCAUCCGCAAGAUGCAGGCGCACCAGGAGAAGCUGCAGCUGGAGCAGCUACGCCUGGAAGAGGAGGUGGCACAGCUGGCGGCCGAGAAGGAGGCCCUGGAGCGGGCAGCAGAGGAGGGCCAGCAGCAGAAUGACAGCCGCACGGCCUGGGACCUGUGGAGCACCCUCUGCAUGAUCCUCUUCCUGGUGAUCGAGGUGUGGCGGCAAGACCACCAGGAUGGCCCCUCGCCUGAGUGCCUGGGCGGUGACGAGGACGAGCUGCCUGGCCUGGCAGGCACCCCCCUCCGAGGCCUCACCCUGCCCGACAAGGCCACGCUGGACCACUUUUAUGAGCGCUGCAUUCGGGGGGCCACAGCCGACGCGGCCCGCACCCGGGAGUUCGUGGAAGGCUUCGUGGAUGACUUGCUGGAAGCCCUGAGGAGCCUCUGCAACCGGGACACAGACAUGGAGGUGGAGGACUUCAUUGGCGUGGACAGUAUGUAUGAGAACUGGCAGGUGGACAAGCCACUGCUGUGCCACCUCUUCGUGCCCUUCAUACCCCCUGAGCCCUACCACUUCCACCCAGAGCUCUGGUGCUCCAGCCGCUCAGUGCCCUUGGAUCGCCAGGGCUACGGCCAGAUCAAGGUAGUCCGGGCUGACGAGGAUACGCUGGGCUGUAUCUGUGACAAGACCAAACUCGGGGAAGACAUGCUGUGCCUUCUCCACGGCAAGAACAACCUGGUGCAGCCGGGCAGGGAGGUGGAAGACCCACUGUGUGGCAAAGGUUCCCCAUACCUGAACACAUUGCAGGUCAUGAAGUGGUUCCAGACAGCCCUCACCAGAGCCUGGCACCGGAUCGCCCACAAGUACGAGUUCGAGCUGGCCUUUGGGCAGCUGGACACCCCGGGGUCCCUCAAGAUCAAGUUCCGCUCGGGAAAGUUCAUGCCCUUCAACCUGAUUCCUGUGAUUCAGUGUGACGACUCAGACCUGUAUUUUGUCUCCCACCUUCCCAGGGAGCCCUCCGGGGGGACCUCAGUGUCCAGCACUGACUGGCCCCUGUCCUUUGCUGUGUACGAACGACACUUCCUCAGGACCACAUCAAAGGCACUGCCCGAGGGUGCCUGCCACCUCAGCUGCUUGCAGAUCGCUUCCUUCCUGCUCUCCAAGCAGAGCCGCCUCACCGGCCCCAGUGGGCUGGGCAAUUACCAUCUGAAGACGGCCCUGCUGCACCUCCUGCUCUCCCGGCGGGCGGCAGACUGGAAGGCCGGGCUGCUUGACGCUCGUCUGCAUGAGCUGCUCCGCUUCCUGGAGAAGAGCCUGCUCGAGAAGAAGCUCCAUCACUUCUUCAUCGGCAAUCGCAAGGUUCCCGAGACCAUGGGACUCCCUGAGGCGGUGCGAAGGGCCGAGCCUCUCAACCUCUUCCGGCCCUUCGUCCUGCAGCGAAGUCUCUACCGGAAGACAGUGGACUCCUUCUAUGAGAUGCUCAAGAACGCCCCAGCACUCAUUAGCGAGUACUCCCUCCAUAUCCCCACAGACCAUGCCAGCCUGCCCCAAAAACCUGUCGUCUUGUAGAGCAGCCAGGACCUCGCGGGCCAAGACACAAGGCAUCCCACCUGUGUACACGCCUGGGGGCAUCUGCAGGCCCUAUCCUAGGAAAAUGGAAGGCUUGGUUGGGAGCCCUGGCACAGCCUGCCAGGACAGCCAGGCCCUGUAGCGUGGAGGAAACAGAAUUGCAAGCCAGAAGCUGGUUUGCUUUCAUGCCGUUGGGGCCUGCUGGCGAAGCUGUUAUCUGGGUUUGGGGACUGAUCCGUUGCAGCUUGUUUUUGGAUCAUCACAAAUGGCCAAGAUGAUGAUGGGACACUCUGUGGACACUGAGUUAGAGAUAAUGCAACAGCAAUUUGGGUGUAAUUCUUUUUACAUCCCAGGUCCAGUCUUUACUUGAAUAUCAACAGGAAUGCUGAUCGACGGGAAUGCUGACAGGGUUCCAUGUUAAGACCCCCACCUCUGUGUCCAGUAACCCUUGACCCCAGGCAUCUGCAACCAAAGCACUAAUAGGGACAGGUGUGGGAAUUUGCAGCCUUCUAUCCACAGCCUGCACAACAGGGUCCCACUGUGGCUGCCGUUUUUUAUACUAUUUGGAGAAAAGACCUAGUAGAGACCCAAGGCCCAAGUGGCUAAAGUCUCUGUUGCACAGAAGUGGGUACUUAUGGCAGAGAGAAGUGUAAGUUGGCCAGUUUUUCAGCUGCACAUUUCAUUCAGGGUGCAUCCCCUUCUCCCUGCCUCUCCCUCAGUGUGCUGUGUCCCCAUCACUGUGGGCGCAACAUCCCAUGCCAGGUACAAGCCCAGUGGCCCCUCAUCCCUCUCUAUUCUCUCCACAGCUAAUCUUUCUGACCAUCAGUGUGGGAGGGGAGGGCUGGAGGCUGAAGCUGACAGGCACAGGGUGGAGGGAAGGACAGCCUGGCACCCAGGGUGCUGGGGCUUCGGAUUGCAAUCUGGCCUCUAAUGCCCGGUUCAGAGGAACUUGCAGAGCUAAGAGGUGAGGGAUGCUAUAGCCGUGGGUGCUCCCCAAGGCUCCAGUCCUAGAGCAGGGCAGGCCUGGAAGCAAGAGCUGCCAUGGAAACCCAGCUCCCAUCUGCAGGUCCCGAAACCCCCUGAGCUGUUCACUCCAGCAGGGCUCCCUCACUUCACAGAACCCCCUUCUGGGUGGUUCUUGCUGGCUGCACAGAUGACCAAGACCCAAAGAGCCUGACGGAGGCCCAGCUGAGUGGGCACACAGGAACACACUGCGGGCAUAGCCCCCAGGCUUCAGAAGCCACCUGGGCACUGCUGAGAACGGCGGUGACUUGGCGGUCACCAGAGCCUGCAGUUGGAGCUGGCCUCUGUCUCCUGGUUCAGGAGGGCUGGAAAACCAUUCCCCCGCUUGCGACUUCACUGGUCCAUUGGGAUUUCUUUUUUUGGCGUUGCCUCAGUAACCCUUGCAGAGGGCCAAAGCAGCAGCAAGAAUGAGUGUGCCUUCACCAGCACCUGGAUUCUCCCUUCAGGGCGUAAGCUGGCCAUGCCUCCCAGACAGAAUACCCAGUUCCAUGGAGGCUCACCGCAAACUGAAGAAAAGAUACUGCCCCUCCCCCUGGAGUGCUGUCACCUAGCCUCAGAGUGCUUAAGAAGAUGGACAGUUUUCCUGGCAGGCUUAAUUCAGGGUGCGAGGCUCAGCUGCGAUGAGGCACUGUAGCAAGCAUUUAUGUGAGCUGGGCUUAGACGGAGCAGCACUGGGGUCGACCCCUUCCCAGACCCACAGCGUCUGGGGCAGUCCAGGGACUGAUCCUGCCCAUGUGGUCUCCAACAAUAGCCCCCCACCCCCCAUUGUGUCGGGAUUCAUUUCCAAAACUGGGGUGAAUUUCCUUAUUUAUUAUCGCCGGUGCCUUUCCUUUCCCCUCAUCAUCCCAUCUCAUUGUGCUUAGAAGAGAUUCCAGCAACCAAGAACCAGCCUCCAGACGUCAAGACCAAGCCUGACUCUCCCUCGGCUUCCCCUUUGCUUCCAGGAGAAUGUUCAUUGAACAAAAAUACCUUCUGGCCUCUCGUUUAUACAGAGGCCAGAACGCAGCGGGAAAAUGGAGAUAUUUUAUGCACCCAAACUGCUUAUGGAGCAGAAAGUAGCAGGGCUCUUGGUGUUUCAUGCUGCCUUAUUUAUAUUAAAGGGAGAAUUAAAUUCUUGCAAGGAGUAGAAACUGGUCAUGGUGCUUGUUUUUAACUUCAGGAAAUCGGUGCGGUUCCUGAGGCCGAGUUGGGGAGGGGGGUAGAUUUCCUACUGAUGAGCAGAAGCUUUCACUCCUUUUUAUCCUUCUGCUUUCAGAAAACUUUGAAAAAAAAUAGCAAAAUAGGACAUUUCUAGCCCAUCUCUGAAGCAGCCUGGAGAGUUCCAGAAAGGCCUUUGAAAGCCAGCUAUAGGGUGGAGUCCAGAGUUUGGUGUGUGCCAAGAAAUGUGGGAGCUAGAAGUAAUGUGAAGCUUUGGUUUUCUAGAAAAGAGGCUGUCUUUUAAAUGGAAGAGUUGGAGUCCUUCAGGGCAAUUAGGACACCCAGCCAUCUUUCUCCAAGGAACCUCUUCCUUCCCAAGGAUGUGUGGCUUUACCCAGCCUCUGCUCACUUGCUGUGCAGAACGUUCCAGGACUGCAAUACUCUGAGCCUCUUGACAAGGCUGAAAUGAGUAGUGUGGCCCAAGGCCAAGAGGCUGGUUAGGGUGGGGAGGGCCCUGCAUCCUCAAAAGACCCAGCCCCUUUCUGCCUUACUAAAGCACAGCCCAGGUUGAGAACCUGGAGCCAGCACUUUGGUUCAUCAUCAAGGGUGUCCUUAGAAUGACCUGGAGAGCUUGGUCAAAUGCCCACACCUCACCUUGAACCUACAUGGCACCCAGGUAAGGCUCUACUUCUAAAGCUCCCUCAAGUGACUGAUGACACCCCUAGUUGAGGGUGGCUUUUCACGGUCUUUCAAAAUGUCAAGUUAAAGAAAACUCAAGUGGACUGCUUUCCAUAGAGCAGGGGUUGGCAAACUUUUGAGACAAGAGCCAAUCCUGUCCCUCAACAAUUUAAAAAUUAUUCGAG